Messenger RNA from Felis catus (domestic cat), 2697 nucleotides. RefSeq names its product chromosome E2 C19orf47 homolog (gene CE2H19orf47). Gene Ontology annotation, cellular component: nucleus. Lineage: Eukaryota; Metazoa; Chordata; Mammalia; Carnivora; Felidae. The record is from RefSeq and is a predicted model, not a curated record. The coding region runs from base 403 to 1923 and encodes 506 amino acids. The transcript has 8 exons.
UGUGCGGCCCCCCUCACAUGCCAGAUGGGCUCCUGCCUCAGGGCACUGGACUUGCUGUCCCUUUCCCCGGAACACUCUUCCUCUACAAGACCACGUGGCUCGCUCCUCCACCUUCUUCGGGUCUCUGAGUGUCACUGUCGAACGGUCUCCCCUGUCCCCCCUGGUUAGAAUUGCAGCCCCUCCCUUCCUGGUCCUCCAGGUUUUCUCCAUGACACCGAAGGCUUUCUGACUCACCGUAUCCUUAUCUGUUCUGCCUGUUUACUUCUCUGUCUUCCCCUCUCCCCAGUCUCCACCUAGAUGCCACACUCUGUGUUUUUGUUCCCCUCCGUAUCCUUAGCUCCUAGAAUAGUGCCACACGCAUAGUAGGUUGUCAGGAAGCAGUUUGGGAAUGGCUGACUAGUUAUGGUUAAAGUCUUGAGCGGGGGUGUCUUUUGUUUUCUUUUUCUUUCUUUUCCUUGCUCAUCCCAGCCAGAAACUUUUGAGGUGUGUGGGAACAGAGCUGCGGACAUUUGCCGUCCCUGGGCCUUGUCCCAGGCAGCAGUGAUAGUUGUGGUGGCAGCUCUAUCCCAGGCUGACUUCCUGCCAGCUGUUCCAGGCUAUUCCUGGGCUGUGAGCCCCCAGCCCAGGAACGCUUCUCUGGCAGGCAGACCGACAGGCAGCAAGGGAGGGACGUACGUACACUCACAGCCCGUGGCGACUCAUGGGCCCUUCUCCCCUCGUUCUGUCUUCCAGGCUCCCGGGAGCAGCACCAGGGCCAGGGAGACAAUGGUCUCCGUGACUAUGGCCACUUCCGAGUGGAUCCAGUUCUUUAAGGAAGCCGGCAUUCCUCCCGGGCCUGCUGUCAAUUACGCUGUGAUGUUUGUGGAUAAUAGGAUCCAGAAGAGCAUGCUGCUGGAUCUCAACAAAGAGAUCAUGAAUGAGCUGGGCGUGACUGUGGUGGGCGACAUCAUUGCCAUCCUCAAGCAUGCCAAGGUGGUGCACCGCCAGGACAUGUGCAAAGCUGCCACUGAGUCCGUGCCCUGCAGCCCCAGCCCCCUCCCAGGCGAGAUUCGCCGAGGCACCUCUAGCGCUGCCUCUCGAAUGAUUGCUAACAGUCUGAACCGUGACUCCCCACCCGGCACUCCACCGAGGCGGCCGGACACCAGCACCUCCAAGAUCUCAGUCACCGUGUCCAACAAGAUGGCAGCGAAGACUGCCAAGGCUGCCGCCCUGGCCCGCCGCGAAGAGGAGAGCCUGGCCGUUCCCACCAAGCGGCGCCGGGUCACUGCCGAGAUGGAGGGGAAAUACAUCAUCAACAUGCCCAAAGGCACCACCCCCCGGACCCGUAAGAUCCUGGAGCAGCAGCAGGCGGCAAAAGGUCUCCACAGGACGUCCGUGUUCGACCGCCUCGGCGCCGAGACCAAGGCAGACACGACAACAGGGAAUAAACCCACAGGAGUCUUCAGCCGCCUGGGGGCCACCCCAGAGAUGGACGAGGAUCUGGCUUGGGACAGCGACAAUGACAGCAGCAGCUCUGUCCUGCAGUAUGCCGGGGUCCUGAAGAAGCUGGGCCGGGGCCCAGCCAAAUCCAGUCCCCAGCCAGCACUGACUGUCAAAGCUAAGGCCACAAGUUCGGCCACAACGGCUGCCACCCCAACACUGCGGCGUCUGGCCCUUUCCUCACGCCCUGGACUCGAGAGGAAGCCAGAGUCCCUGUCCAAAGGCAGCAUCAUCCAGAGACUGGGCAAGGCUGCCCUUGUGCCUGAGGCCCAGGACAGCCAGGUCACGAGCACCAAGAGUAAGUCCUCAGCCGAGGUCAAGGUCACCAUUAAGAGGACUCUGGUGGGGCCCCGGGGGAACAGCUCCAGCGAGGGCCUGGGUGCCCAGAUGGACCAUGCGGGCACAGUGAGCGUGUUCAAAAGACUGGGCCGCAGGACCUUCUAGCCUCUGGGCGGGGCGCAGUCCCCUCUCCAGGCUCCUGGCUCCGGCAGAGGCUCCAGUGAGGGCGCGCCCAACCCUCUGCCGGCUUCUGGAUGACACUGCUUGUCUCCCUCGGCAUUGGAGCCGGCCCGAGCUUUCUGGGGACUCACCCCAGUUUUCUGAGUCUGAGAUGGUCGUUGUGACCUGGCCUUGCCGCUCCGGUCUUUCCUUUCUCUCACGUCCUCUGUUCUCUCCUCUCUGACUGUGGCCUUGGCAGGGCACACUCCUCUACCUCUCCCAGAGCCAAGUGCCCUUUUCCCUCCCCCAUUCCCCUUCCUGCCUCUCAGCAGCAUCUGCUGCCUCAGCCCCAGCUCCUCAGCCUUCCAGUCCCCCAGAGCGGGUGUCACCUGGAGGGGCCGACUUCCCGACUUCCCCUCGCCCCUCUGCCCCGUCCCCAUGCUACUUUAACUUCUCGGUCUCUCCCUCUCUUCAUGCUGUUCAUUUCUCUUCUGUUUUCUGUCCCUGUGGCAAGGCCCGACUGUGCGCUGCGUCCUGCCUGACCCUCCUGCGCCUCCGGCCUCCCAGCGGCCCCGUCGACGGUGGCGUCGAGCCUGUAGAGACUGUUAGCCGCCCUCGCUCCCAGACCCUGGGCUGCAGCAGGGCCCCUCUGUUUUCCGGCCCUGGGCGUCUUUUUCUCUGAAAGCCUGUGGCGGGUGGCGAGCAAGGGUCACCGGGAAGGGAGGCCAGUGCCGAGAGAGAAGAAAACAGCUGUUUUAAUAUAUUUUUGUGGCUUUCAAA